This is a messenger RNA of Moesziomyces aphidis, 1407 nucleotides long. Lineage: Eukaryota; Fungi; Basidiomycota; Ustilaginomycetes; Ustilaginales; Ustilaginaceae. The record is from the annotation of a GenBank genome assembly.
AUGAAGGUGGACGUGGUGCAGGCCACGUCGCUGCUGACGUGGUGGUGGCUGCCGUCGUUCGGGUCGCAGCUGCUGCUCAACGCGUGCUACUCGCUGCGCCUCGUCACGCCUCCAGCGGCGGAUGCGCACCAACGCCGGAACAACCACGCACAACUCGCACGCACCGCCGUCAUCAUUGGCACGCUCGUAUAUCAGCUCGUCAACGCGGCACUUUCUGCGCAACCCAACUACUACCAACUGCUCGGGCUGCCGCUAGAUGUGGACGGCGAAGGAGUCAAGCGGUCCUUCCGCGCCUUGGCACGACGCUACCAUCCGGACAAAGUGGGCGAGCCGGGCGAAGCGAUCUUCAUCGUACUGCGCAAAGCCCACGAUGCGCUGUCUGACCCAGUCAAGCGAUUCGCAUACGACCGAUUUGGUGCCGAGGUGGUGGAGUGGAAGGACUGCGAGUCGGCGCGCGACUUUAUGCGACGCGGCCUCACUGGGCUGGUGGGAUUCUACACGAUCAAUCCUGCGAUGUACGCGCUGUUCGGAUGGAUCAACGGUGGUGGGGACGGGGUGAGCUUCUGGCGGCUGGCGUGUCUGUUGGGAUUGCUUGCUGCGGAGCUGUGCAUGCUGGUGGCACCCGAGUAUCCAACGUGGCUGGCGAUCGGACUGCCCAACACGACGAUCCACGACGCAAGGGUGCUGGCGCACACGCUGUUUGUCAACUUUUUCUUUGCGUCGAUGCAGCUCGGUGCGGCGCUGGACGUGCUCGAGUACGGCGAGCGCGGUGCGCCUGCGAGAGGCAAGGCGCGAAAGGCGCAGCGCGCGCAGGCCGAGAUGGAGGCAGUGCGCGUGCGGACGCAGACACUGGAGCAAGCGAGCGAGCUGAUCUGCAAGACGGCGCUGCACAACUUUGCACGCGAGGUGCAGCCGUUUGCGCCGGCGAGGACGACGGGCAAGGAGGGACCGAGGCAGAUGAGCGACGAGGAGGAGCAGCUGUUUGCGAGCAUCAGCCAGGUGCUGUUGAGCCGCAGCUUGGUGCAGCAGAAUCCGCAGCCGGCUCAGCUGGCGGAGCAGGCGCAGAGAGCAGCCAAGCCGGAGCCCAAGCCGGAGCCCAAGCCGGACGAACAGCUCAGCACAUUCAUGGACAAGGAGGAGCCGCACGAGAAGCAGGUCCAAUCGGAAGCGAUCGGGGCGGAAGAAGAGCCAGUCAAGGCAUCGGAUGAUGCCGAUGCGAUACACACAAAGCAAGAGCCCGGCUCGGCCGGGCUGGCGCCAGCACCGGAUGGAGAAGCGACAGUCAAGGUCGAGGCGGUGGAUGCCUUGCCCGCCGAAGCGAUGAAGGAGGAAGCGGAGGAGCCAGCUGCUGUCUUCGACGAACCAAGAAAGCCAGAGCCGAGGCAGGCUACACUUGCGAGCGAGUAG